Molecule: messenger RNA, 2464 nt
Organism: Sphaerodactylus townsendi
Lineage: Eukaryota; Metazoa; Chordata; Lepidosauria; Squamata; Sphaerodactylidae
Gene: ARHGEF25
Product: Rho guanine nucleotide exchange factor 25
Exons: 14
Coding region: 55-2085 (676 amino acids)
Biological process (GO): axon guidance
Cellular component (GO): plasma membrane; cytoplasm
Molecular function (GO): guanyl-nucleotide exchange factor activity
Source: RefSeq, a predicted model, not a curated record
CUCUGGCUCUGAAGCCGAAGGCAGUGGGAGAAGGUGAGCGGGACCCACAACGGCAUGAAAGCCCCACAGCGGGCUGGGGGGCGAACGGACCAGAUGCUGGGGGCCAUGGGGGAUAUCCUGACCUCUCUGGCCCUACCCAGCCAACACUGGGUGCCAGACCUGUGUUCGCAAGAACAAGGAGUCGAGAUGCAACCACAGGCCAGAGGUGCUGCCGAGGCUUCCGAGGAGAAAAAGGACCAGCUUCACGAGCCACCUCCAGAGGAAGCCAUGGGAUCCGGAACUGUUGAAGUCCAGACUGCCACCACCACGGAAGAAGAUCCUUACUCCAUCGCAGGCAGCGAUGGCAGCAUCUCUGCCUCAGUGGCCUCGAUCCAGCCUCAAGCAUCCAGUAGUUCCGCUCCCAGUUCCCCCGGCUCUCGCCAUUCAGUCAGCACUCUCAAGAAAUGGCUGACCAACCCCGUGCGCAAGCUAAGUGCCGGUGGGCUACCUCGGGGCGACCGCCCACUCAGGAAAGCAGAAGGCCGGAUGCGGCGGCAUGGGCGUCAGGAGGAUCGCAAGAGCAUCGACUUGGGCUUGCUGGGCCAAGUGGAGGGGCCCUUUGCUGUCCCACGGGAGCCAAUUGGCACGGAUGGCAACUCUCACCUCCCGGAUCUUUCGCUUCUCUCCAGCUUACUGGAAGGGGAUGGUGCAGAGAAACACACCCAGGUCCCUGACCCCUCUCCCCUCCCCAGCGACUGCCAAAGCCUGGAACCCCCCUCAGAAACCCCUCUGCAGCCCCUCGCCUCUGAGGAACAGGAAGAGGAGGAGAGGCGAAGUGCCUUAGAAAAGAGUAUGUUUGUUCUCAGGGAGUUGAUUGAGACUGAGAAGAUGUACGUGGAGGACCUGGGUCAGAUUGUGGAGGGCUACAUGGCGACCAUGAAGGCCCGUGGCAUCCCCGAGGGCAUGAAGGGCAAGGACAAGAUAAUCUUUGGGAAUAUCCACCAGAUCUACGACUGGCACAAAGAUUACUUCCUCAAACAGCUAGAGAAGUGCCUGGAGGACCCUGAUCUACUGGCUGAGCUUUUCAUAAAGCACGAGCGCCGUUUGCACAUGUAUGUUGUUUACUGUCAGAACAAACCCAAAUCUGAGCAUAUUGUCUCCGAGUUCAUCGAUACCUACUUUGAGGAACUGAAGCAAGAACUGGGACACCGUCUGCAACUCAAUGACCUGCUCAUCAAGCCGGUACAGCGGAUCAUGAAAUACCAGCUGCUUCUCAAGGUGCUAAACAGGGACAAGGGAGGGGUGGGAGCAGCGCUUUCCAAGGUUAAGUUAAUAUCACCAUUUCGCAACGGUAGUAAUCAUAUUUUUCUUGCUUUAAAAGGUGGUGUUUCUCUGGCCCCUUUUCCUGAUGAGGGGCCACACGAGGCUAAAUGUAUAUUUUCUUUCACUGGUGCAUUUACCCCUACAUGCUAUUCAUCUCUGCUCCAGGUAAGCUGUUUGGGCUUGGAGCCUAGUGUGGACAGCGAUCCUUGCAAAUUUGCACUGAUUUCUCGUGGUGCAGAACGGGGCACCAUCCGUUAUGUACUGCAGGCAGCAACACCAGAGAUUGCCCAGGCUUGGGUGGCUGACGUCAACCUCAUCUUGGAGACCCAACGUGACUUCCUCAACGCACUGCAGUCACCCAUAGAGUACCAGCGCCGAGAGAGUAAAACUCACAGCUUAGGAAGGACAGGAAGUCCACUCCCAUCCUUGCCUGGUGGAUCUGCCCGGCCCCACUCCUCAGCCUCCUUGGACCAGAAUAAGGGACCCAGCCUUCAAACCUACGAUGCCUCCCUCCUUUCCCUUUACCUGCCUGGUGCGCCCGAAGCUGAGCAUCCUCCCUACGUCAGGCCAGCUGACAGCCAAAGCUCUCCAGGAUCUGCCCGAGUUCACAUACCUUCGGAUGGCGCUGAAUCACUGCCCCCCAGUGACCCCCAGCAAGAGUUACUGCACAUGGCCCCAAGUGAUGACGAUGCGAGACUCCUGCUUCCCGACCCUGAUUUCUUGGACAUUCGUUUCCCUCAAGGCAGUGCCCGGCUUGCCAAGCUCGAUGAAGACGAGCUGUGACUUUGGGACUAUGGCUCAACCCCUGCUGGGUUUGGGGGAUUGUGAGGACUGAACCGGCUCUGCUUUCCUCGGUCUCCCUUCCUCCCUCUGGGAGGUAGAAAGAGACACAGCAGCAGCAGCAGCCCCCAGAAAAGGAUCUUUUGCUGCCUUCCAGCCUUGCUCUGUUGGCCUAGACAUUCCCUCCCUAUAUGAAGUGCAGGGCCCCCACACUGGGACUAGAGAAUGCAGCAGGGGGCUCUUCUCUGGCCUUCAGACCCCUGUAUAUGCAUGCUGGGUUCUUGGGGCUGCGAGUCAGGGCUCUUGGAGGAUGGGGUUGGAUCAUAUGAAAUGAGAAUUUUAUUUUGUUGGUUGUAAUAAUAAAGAUUUUAGUUAAAACAAA